GAGUCAGCGAACACAGCAAAAAGGCAGAGCAGGGAAGAAGAAAGAGAGUUAAAGGGGGAUGUGAGCGUACUGUCAUUGAUGGUUCAGGGCACUAAAGUCAGGAGAAAUGCAAUGACUAGAUGACUAUCCACUCCACUCGCACCAGCAUCCUUUCCUGGAGCCUUGACAGGAGAAAAAAAUACACGCUCAGUCAAAGGUAAACAGUCUUCAGCCAGUCCCACAUUACUGGAUCAUGUCAUCCACUGGCUCGACAAACCACAACAAGCGUCUGGCGUCUGAAAAGGACAAUUCCCAGAGUUUGUACAACAAUGAUUCUGCUCAGCACAUGAAGCUAAGAGACAGGCAACGGUUCUUCGAAGAUGUCUACCAGCACGAUGUGGACAACUACCUGCCCUCUACGCACCUACAGGUCGACUGCAGGAAACCCCCCAUGGGCAGUAUUUCAUCUAUGGAGGUGAACGUGGACACUCUGGAGCAGAUGGAUCUGAUGGACAUAUCAGAUCAGGAAGCCCUUGACGUGUUCCUCAACUCGAGCUCAGUUGGUGACGAAGGAGCCCUAUCGUCUCCACUACCAGUUAUAGAUUGUGAGGACGAUGACGAAGACGAAGUGGAUGAAGAAGCAGAGGUUGUCUACAGGGAUCGAGCGCCGCUGCAGAGGCAAAACGAAGUCUACCGUGGAUCUCAGACUCGAUUUUCUUCAACGUCGUCUGGUUCCAGUGUUACCAGUGCAGGCGGAGCCGACACACCGGUGAUCCAGUCCGAUGAUGAAGAAGUACACGCUGACACUCUGCUGCUAACCUCUGUUCCCAAUACAAGAGAUGAAGAAACAGAGGAAGAAGAUGAAGAAGAAGAACGAUGCUUUUCAACAGCCCAUCAAAAAGACUGAAUAUUUCUCCUUCCCCCUGUGCAUAUGCAUUCUUUUCUAAUGAGCUGAAACGCCCCGCAUGUUUGGGUCAACUGUAAUUACCUUUGUCCUUUAGAUUGUGCAUUCUUCUUUAUGAUUUGCCAACUAACCACCUUUACUUUACAAGCUUUAUGGUGCAUUCAUUUGAUAGUUUCUUGGCAGUUGUGUCAGAAGACGUUUAUAUCAAUACAAUGAGGUGAUUAUUUUUUGUCUGCACAAACUUGUUCUGGUUGACAUAAAACAAGUUCAGUUUUACUUCUCAAUUUGCCAUGGGGGAUCCUUGUGACUCAUAUUUUUUCUUUUAUUAAAGGCUCAGUUUCUCAAGAGAAGAACUAGAAACAAGAUCGUCACUUGGUCAUAAUUCAAGUAGGUCACAUGACCUAACUGAAACCUGAAACAGACUCUAUUUAAGAAUUAGGUUGGUUUUAGGAGCAACUGGUUGUACUUGACCUUUACUACAGCUCUGUUUCAAAAACAUGAAACUCGUUAUGAGUCGUAAAUAGAAAGCAUAUCUGUUUUUUGAGAGACACAAAAAACACAUUAAAUCAAGUAAGUCGAAGAUCUGGUUAUGAAUGAAAGCAGUUCAGCCAUGCUUUUAAUGGAACACAUGUCACAGAAAAGGCCAAGAAAUAAAGGUAAUAACAGACUGCUUUUGCAAGAUAUACAGUAAAACAGACACCACAGUAUUAAAUAAAUCAAGCGUAAAAGCCUCUGUUGAGCCUGCUCAUGGAUUUUCUUUUAUUUCAUGUUAUUUUAGACAAAUCCUUUUGAAGUUUGUUGGAUUAUUUGCCAUGUAAUUAUAAUGUUGCAUUAUAAAACACAGUGCCAGUUUUUUUUGUUAGCAAACAGGAUUAUGCAUCAAACCUGAGUACUAUUUUUUUAUGAUCUUCGUUUUGCAGUUUUAUUUGCAAACAUCAUCUCCAAACAGGAGUUACAAAACAUCCAUGAGUACCUGCUCGACGGCAUGUUUUGACUUUCGUUGUCGUCAACCCUUGCAUUAUAAGAUUUGUAGUUAAUCCUUAAAGAUUAAAGUGGCAGCUCUUUGCUUGAAGAGCUCAAAGAGUUCAAUGAUGACAUUCUUGGUUUGAGGUUAAGCCGUGCAUUUUUUUAGGAACUGGGUUUUGUUUGCAGAAACUGAAAAAAAGAAAAGGAGCAGGCGGUUACUGGAUUUUGUCAUGUUAACAAAUAUACAAAAACAUGUCAAAAUACUGUUUUAGUGACAAACAAUGAGUGAGUGGGAAAUAUUUUGGGUUUCAUUUUCUUUUUCAAUUAAAAGAUUUUUAAUUAAAAAAAAUCCCCAGCCAAGAAUCAGGGACUGUUGCGUGUUGCACAAUGGUACACUUGUUAGCGCUGUUGCCUUGCAGCAAGAAGAUUCUUGGCACACAUCCAAAUCUAUAGAUUUUGGAUUUUUUUCUCUCUCUCUGUGCAUAAGUAAUUUCUUUCUGGGCUAGUGUAACUUUCUCACACGAUUUUGUACCCUGCCUUUCAACCAGUGAUUACUGGAGAUAGGCAGAUGGGCGCCCUGCAAGGAUAAGAGGGUAAAGAUUGCUCCUACACCCAUAAAAAGGUCCACGUUCAAAGUCCUCAAUUUCUUGUCCAACAUAAACACAACUUAAAAAGAAAUAUUAUGUAAAAUUGACUUUUUGAGCUUUACAUCAUGUUCUAAUGUUAUUCAUUGGAACAACUGAAGUUACCUGUGUAAUACAGUGACACUAUGUGCUUCAUGACCCCUUUAAUCAGUAGUUUUUGAAGUGGUGAUUUUACAUCAACCACUGAUGACAGAAAUAAAAUAUGUUUGUAAAGUUUCUUCUGUUUGCACGAAGAAAGUAUUUUGAACAUUAUGAAUGAAAUGGCUUUUUUGUUGUUUUUUUUUUGCAAAUCCAUGCCCUUAUGUUCUGCAUGCUUAUAUGUUCUUAGUACUUUCUAAAAUAUGCUGGUAAUGCCUGUGUGAAUUCUCUGUCUCGUUCUCCUAUGUAUUGUUAAAAGAGAGGACUCUGUAUUUACGGUGUGAACACUUGGAGAAAAACAUGGCACACCUGAGAAGAGUUUUAUGAGCUCAUGUUGUGUUAAAUUUAUUUCGUAAAUGCAUAAAGAUGUCAGUGGUGUAGCACAGCAGUAAAGCUGUUAAUAAAGCAAUCCCAGAGCCUUUUUUAUUGUUACACUUUUUCCCACCUUACAAAAUGCCACCAUUAAAAUUAACCUGAGAGUAAACCUGC
Poecilia reticulata (guppy) is the source of this 3120-nucleotide messenger RNA. Its product is annotated as dysbindin domain-containing protein 2-like. Lineage: Eukaryota; Metazoa; Chordata; Actinopteri; Cyprinodontiformes; Poeciliidae. Gene Ontology annotation, cellular component: cytoplasm. Gene Ontology annotation, biological process: negative regulation of protein kinase activity. The record is from RefSeq and is a predicted model, not a curated record.